AGCGCUAGGCUGCCUCCAGCAAGAGCAAGCUCUGUGGCCAGGCACUGGAAAAGCAGUCGGGAAAGAAUCACAGGAAGCGCCUGAUUUUGCUGCCUGUUCGCCCCCUGACCGGGUUUCCAGAGGUACGAGUUCCAGAAAAAAAAUCUGAAAGGAGACAGGACCUGACCUUCUGCAGGAAGACUGGAAAAGAAGGAGGGCAACCAGAGUGACGAAGCUGGAAGGCACACAAAGGAGUUGUGGAAGUGUCGGUCCGAAGUCCAAUGGCCUGCUGGUUUAGUGCAAUGCUUUAUUGCUUUGGGGGUUCAGUUUUGUCUUCGUUGAUGCUUGGUGAACCUCCAGUAGCAUUUCUGGCAAAAACCAUAAAUAUUCUACUGGCAUCCUCAGUCUGGUAUCUAGUGUUUUACUGCCCAGAAGACAUGUUCUACCGCUGCUUUUCCUUGAUGCCUCUUCGUCUUCUGGUGGCAGGAAUGAAAGAAGUGACGAGGACUUGGAAGAUCACAGACGGCAUUGCACACGCAAACACUGUCUACAAAGAUGCCUGGCUUGUCAUGGUAGCUGUGGGCUGGGCCAGAGGUGCUGGUGGUGGCCUAAUUUCCAAUUUUGAGCAGCUGGUGAGAGGAGUGUGGAAACCUGAAACCAAUGAGCUCCUGCAGAUGUCUUACCCUGUGAAGGUAACUUUGAUAGGAGCAGUUCUUUUCACCCUGCAACGCAGACAGUACUUGCCAAUAGCAAAACACAACCUCAUGUUUUUAUACACCAUCUUUCUUGUUGUCUUCAAGGUAAAAAUGAUGUUGACGAGAGAUGCAACUUCUCCACUUGCUCCCUUUGAGGCUGCACUGAGCCAAAUGUUUUUUGGCUCACAGAAGACACCUUCCAAAGUGAAGGGUGAAGGUGUCACAUCUUCCAACGGCUCUUCAGUCUGUGACCAGCCUUCUGAGCAGCACCAUGAGGGUGCUAAGAAAAAGCAAGCAAAGAAAACAGAAUAAAUGACUUUAAAUCCAUGUGAUGGUCAUGAAGAUGUUUGUCUUCCAGAUCAGGCUGGCUGAGAAGUUUUUCUAAGGAAAUGAGAAAAUGGUUGUGUUGUGGUUUGCCUUUUUGGAAUGUGCUAUUAUGUAAGCUAUGUGUAAAUGCACAUGUUGGAUUUGUGAGUUAAAGCUAUGAAUUUUUAUAGUGGUGAAAAGUUUACUAAUUUUUGUAUUUAUGAUAACUUCAAGUGCUUACAUGUUUAAAAAAUGUGACAAUCAUUUUUUUUUCCUACUGUAUCACUUGUUUCAUGUCUUCCUAUCUCCCAGGUCUUGUUUCAUUUUGAUAACACUGAUUUGCACUGUCAGGUGUUCACUGUAGCACAUCCCAAAUAAGGAAGUCAUUAAGUAAGACUUAAGCACAUUGCACUGUGGAAAACCAUAAAAAUGUACUGAUUUAAUGCCUUUAACUAGAAAAGUAACUGAUUUAUUGUUGUAAUUCUCAUUGCAUUGGUCUAAAUUUUCUUCAUUUCUUAAAGUAAAUGUUUUAAAAUAUUUUUCAAUGUUUUAAAAUGAGAGUACAUUAUCUGGCACUUUAAAAAAUCUUUACAGUUAGCAAUUAGAAACAUCAAUAUUUUGUUGUUGACUUACUUGGACUCUUCAUUUGCAAGCAUUUGAGAUGUAGGUGUUUUUUCCACACUGGUGUUUUACAAGUGAUUUGUAGUUACCUUUUGGUUCAUUGGGGUCUAGACAUUCUUUGCCUUAAUUUUUUUCCAAGCAUAUGUACUUACUUCUUUGCAAAGACAAACUUCAUUAGGAAGAAGAAUACUGGACGGUACAGUUACCUUGUUUAGUCAGCACCCUGAGCUGCAAGACAGGGAUGGGAGCAGUGCGAAUAAUCCACGAGGGAAUGGUCAGUGAGCUGCUAGAACACCUGGACACUCCCAAGUGGUGGGAUGGGAUCCACCCUGAGGUGCUAAGGGAGCUGGCAGAGAGCUUGCUGAGCCACUUCCAAUCAUUUACCAGUAGUCCAGUUAACUGGAGGUUUCCAACUGUCACGUACAUCUACAGGAAUGGUCAGAAGGAGGAUCCAGGGAACUCCAGGCCUGUCAGCUGCCCUCAGUGGCAGGGAGGCCAUGGAGCAGAUCCCCUGAGUGCCACCAGCAGCAGGAACAGGACAGCCAGGGCAUCAGGCCCAGCCAGCCUGGGGUGGGACAGGCAAACCUGCCUGACCAACCUGAUCUCCUGCUGUGACAAGAGUGAGUGCUCAGGAGUGAGGGAGAGGCUGUGCCUGCCUGUGCUUUACAGAGCCUGGGACACCUUCUCCCACAGCACCUCCUGGAGAAACUGGCUGCUCAUGGCCAGGGCCUGGGCUCUGGGUGAAGAACUGGCUGAGGGCAGGGCCGGGGAGUCCUGGGGAAUGGAGGCACAUGCAGCUGGGCUGGGCUCAGUGGGGUUCCCAUGGGAGCAGCACUGGGGCCAGGCCUGUUCAACAUCUCCAUCAAAGGUCUGCCUGACAGGAUCGAGGGUGUCAGUCAGUUCCUGAUUGAGGGAGCGGGGACAGGAGCUCAGCCUGGAGAAAAGGAGGUUCAGGGUGGCCCUUCUGGCUCUGCACAACUCCCUGACAGGAAGGGACAGCCAGAGGGUCGGGCUUGGCUCCCAGGAGGAGAGGAAGUGGCUGAGGAAGGUUAGUUUGGAUGUUAGGAAGAGUUUCCCCACAGAAAUGGUGAAAAGCAUUGGAACAGGCUGCCCAGGGAAGUGAUGGAGUAAACAUCCGUGGAGGGAUUUAAAAGGGUGUGUAGAUGUUGCACAUGGGGAUAUAGUUUAGUGUUGGACUUAGCCAUGUUAAUGCUUGACUUGCUCUGAAAGGUCUGUUCCAACUUAAACUACUCUUUAAUGUCAGAAGCACUUAAAGUUUUUAUUAGCAUUUGCUGAAACCUUGCUGCUUUCUGCAAGUUGUGUCUUUUUUUGCUCAAGAUGUGAAGCAGUUCUAAGUAGCAUACACUUCAUAACUUUGGCAUGUUAGAGAUGUUACAAUGCAUAAGAAUAGAAUCUUUUUCAGAGGAGUCUUUUUGUUAAUGUGCCAAUUUUUAGAAUAAACUAUUUUUACAAAACUAGACUAUUUUCUUCAGAGAGUACUGCUGUGAAGAAUAUUGUUCAGCAAAGAGGAGUUAGGUUAAUUUUUGUGCAGGGAUGCCAGAGAGAAUGUGGAGGGAGAUCUGAUUUGAAAAGAUGAAGUUCUAGUUUCAGGUACAUCUCUAAAUUUAGAAAAGCUGUCACCAAUGCUGUGCUUAGAGAAAAGAAAAAUAAAAGUUCCAAAGAAA
Molecule: messenger RNA, 3286 nt
Organism: Catharus ustulatus (Swainson's thrush)
Lineage: Eukaryota; Metazoa; Chordata; Aves; Passeriformes; Turdidae
Gene: TMEM38B
Product: transmembrane protein 38B
Exons: 7
Coding region: 261-986 (241 amino acids)
Biological process (GO): potassium ion transmembrane transport
Cellular component (GO): membrane
Molecular function (GO): potassium channel activity; identical protein binding
Source: RefSeq, a predicted model, not a curated record